AUGCAUAUCUGCAGGCAAGGCAAGGGGAAAAGAAUCCGUAGGGCCAUGUGGAGUCUUUUCUUCACGGGCGGAAUGCACAUACCAUCUCGACUACUACUACUACUACUACUACUGCUGCUGCUGCUGCUGCUGCUGCUGCUGCUGCUUAAAUUGGUUCCUUGUGUGUACUUUCAUCGUGACCGGAUAACUCUAGGGAGCCCCUUACUUCCAGGCUCUUCUUGUCUCGAAAUCACCGUCGAAUUCAAUUCUAGUCGAUCAGACAGCGAUCUUCCCCUCAAUGUCCGUCGAAUCAUUCCUCUGCCCACACCACCCCGUGCGGUCACCAUCUCGUCCUUCGUAAAAGCCGUCUGGGCUGUGGUUCUAGCUCAAGUGACCGGCCAACGGGAUCUUGUGUUCGGCCAUGUCCUGAAUGGGCGCGACACGCCCGUCGCCGGCGUCCAUGCUAUGUCUGGGCCUUGCGUUACUGUCUGCCUCAUUCGCAUAACGAUCCACUCGCCUUCCAAUAACCGAGUCCUCAAUUUAUUGUAUCACGCACAGCACCAAUACACGCGGGCUCUGCCAUAUACCGGCAUAGACUUUUAG
Molecule: messenger RNA, 582 nt
Organism: Aspergillus niger
Lineage: Eukaryota; Fungi; Ascomycota; Eurotiomycetes; Eurotiales; Aspergillaceae
Exons: 2
Coding region: 1-582 (193 amino acids)
Biological process (GO): secondary metabolite biosynthetic process; amino acid activation for nonribosomal peptide biosynthetic process
Cellular component (GO): cytoplasm
Molecular function (GO): phosphopantetheine binding
Source: RefSeq, a predicted model, not a curated record